Messenger RNA from Echinostoma caproni, 1128 nucleotides. NCBI's taxonomy places the organism in Eukaryota, Metazoa, Platyhelminthes, Trematoda, Plagiorchiida, Echinostomatidae. The record is from the annotation of a GenBank genome assembly.
AUUCUUGAUCUGUUUGGUGUGGCCACAAAACGUUGUGAUGACUUGGAACAACAGCUUACUCAACUGGAACAGGAGUUAGAAUUGAGUGAUCGAAAAGUGGAAAAUUUUCGAAAUCAGGUCGCUUUACGAGAUGCCGAGAUCGAACGUCUACGAGCACUUUCCGAAGUUGGUCGUCCGUUGGAAGCCCUAGUUCAAGAUCGCACAGAUCGUCAAUCGGAUCGGCUCAUUCAACAGCUACAAAUGCAAGUAGAUUUACUUCAAUCCCGGAACGAGGAGUUAGAGGCUCGAAUGGUCGAGUUGAUGAACCACGAGGCCAGUAAAAUUGUCACUUCCACAGUUGCCGAAUUAGAGCGUCCCACAAAAGCAGUACAGACACUGUCUUGGACAACAAACGAACAAGUUAACGCUUCUUGUCAAACGGAGACUCUGGAUGUACCUCGUCAACAAACAGAGGAAACCACUAUGGAACCGGUUUACAUUGAACAAAUACGGGCCGCUCUGCGUGAGAUCGAGGAUGGUCGUGGAUAUUUGAUGAAACGUAUUGAUGUACUAACGGCACGGGAACGUGAACUGAUCAAAGAGCUUUCUACAAAGGUUAGUGUAUCAAAACCGACUCGCCGCGGAGACAAAGCAUCUCCAAUCAAAACUGUGCUUGAUCAGGCGGUGGAAAAACGAUUGCAAGGAUUGGAAGCCGAUCGUCAACGAUGGCGUUUCGAAGCCAGAAAGGCUCUAAAUGCUCUGCACCAAUUGAUUCGCUAUUCCAAAUUGGAAUUUCUUCCAGAGAAUUUCGAAAACCACUGUUCAGUUGGACUUCAUUAUCAUGGUUCUUGUGAUGCACCGUGCAUCAGCGUAAAGGACCAUCGAGGCUUGGUCUCACAGAAAAGGUCGAUCACUCCACCCGCGAGGCAUAUAGCACAUCUUGACCGCCGAAAUCGAUCUGUAUCGGUUGAUUUACCUUCUUUCCAAAGCGAGACACUUUGCACCCAGCUACGUAACGUGCAGGAGGAACGGGAUCACUAUCGACACUUAUGGGAGGAAGCCAAAUACUCACUUCAACGUCAGCGGCCGUGUAAAAUCCGUCCGAUUGGGUGUCCGCGUCCACAGAAAUGUCAGGUAUUUUUUCACUGA